Messenger RNA from Drosophila teissieri, 997 nucleotides. RefSeq names its product pescadillo homolog. Lineage: Eukaryota; Metazoa; Arthropoda; Insecta; Diptera; Drosophilidae. The coding region runs from base 113 to 688 and encodes 191 amino acids. The record is from RefSeq and is a predicted model, not a curated record. The transcript has a single exon.
AUUCGAUUUAUAUAUCAAAAUUGUUUCAUUAAAGUAUUUCAUAACUAUGUAAUUUAAUACCCCCGCACCGCUUAUAAUAUAUAGCGGCAAACGGUAGCUAACACCCGAUACAAUGGCUGAUGUGGAGGAAGAAGAAGCCCCUAGAGACGUUGAUGAUGUGCAAAAUGAAGGACAGGAAGCCGCCGAAGAUCUUGAGGGAGAGAGCGAAGACGACGAACAGGACGUUGAAGUGGAAGAUGAGUUCGAGGUGGAGGAGAAGGAUCCCUUUGAGCUCCUCAAUGAGAGCGAUGAGGACGAUGAAGAGCAGCAGGCAAUGUACAAGGAAUAUCUGGAGGUGGUCAACGCUAUUGAUACCCAGAAUGCUAUUAUAAAAGAGCUCAAGGCAAAAUCCACUCGAUUGAUGUUCAAGAAGUGCAAGACUUAUGGAGACAAGAAAGAAUACAAACGACUUAGGGUCUGCCAGGAGCGGGAGGAGAUCCAUUUGAAGGUCUUAGUCAAUAGAGCCAUGCACCUCCAAAACUUCGGUUCACCUAGGCGCUACAGAGAUGUAGAAAUGGAAGUUACAGAGGACGAGCAGAGAUUCUUCUUCACUGAAUUGCAGUCGACAUUCUCAGGCUCUUGUCCCAUAUAUUCGACUGACGAAUAUGAGUCAGAUUCUGAAUCCGAUGAUGCACUAUGUUGUACCUAGUCCAAAAAUGGGUUUUCGGUAUAUUGACGGGACAAAGUUGAGGUAACGAAUGAAUGAGUACUGAAUUAUGAAUGUACUAAAACUAAAUGUCAAAAUGUUGGCAUUUACACACGCCACUCUUGGUACCACUGAAGCCCCAUUUCUACGACACUUUGCACUCGAAGAUGGAUAGUUAAAAAAAAAUAGCAGGGAACGUGGCAAUCAGCCAUUAAUUUACUGCUCAUCAUCUGCACGUCUUCGGCUGUCAGCUCAUUGGUCAUUUCAUUCAAUUGGAGAAUUCAAUAAAAUACAACUAAUAAAAUAAGUAAA